AUGACCGUGUUAAGUGAAGAACCUUCCACUCCCCCUUCAGCAGAAGAUAAUGAAAGAAGUUUGACAAAAGAUAGGGAAUUGGAAAACAUGACUCAAAGGGAGUUUCCGUGCCAGGAAGAAUACUCCAGCUUUUGCAUUAAUGGGGUCUGUGUUUUUCAUAAAGCUGUUGACACCCCAAUAUGCAGAUGCUCAUACGGCUAUACAGGGGAAAGAUGUGAACAUGUCAUUUUAGCAGCAACAUACGGAAAUGAAAUGGAAACAACGUAUAUUGCUAUUGGAAUAGCAGUAGGAUUGUUGAUAAGUGGAUUGAUUGCCUUUAUCUGGUGCUACAGAGAAAAACGGUAUGAAAAGAAACGAAAUUGUCACGUACUGUCUAGUUACUGCAAAAGUGAGUUUUCGUUGGGUAUAAUGUGGAAUGGUACUAUGCACCAGUUACAAGAUAUCUGUGAUGGGUUCUUCCUCCCAUCAUUUGUUGUCCUAGCUGAAUUCUCUCUGCUCAUUGAUACUUGGUAA
Molecule: messenger RNA, 513 nt
Organism: Pseudophryne corroboree (corroboree frog)
Lineage: Eukaryota; Metazoa; Chordata; Amphibia; Anura; Myobatrachidae
Gene: EPGN
Product: epithelial mitogen
Exons: 3
Coding region: 1-513 (170 amino acids)
Biological process (GO): epidermal growth factor receptor signaling pathway; positive regulation of mitotic nuclear division; positive regulation of cell population proliferation
Molecular function (GO): growth factor activity; epidermal growth factor receptor binding
Source: RefSeq, a predicted model, not a curated record